Molecule: messenger RNA, 1710 nt
Organism: Haplochromis burtoni (Burton's mouthbrooder)
Lineage: Eukaryota; Metazoa; Chordata; Actinopteri; Cichliformes; Cichlidae
Gene: ehf
Product: ets homologous factor
Exons: 9
Coding region: 251-1078 (275 amino acids)
Biological process (GO): regulation of transcription by RNA polymerase II; cell differentiation
Cellular component (GO): nucleus
Molecular function (GO): sequence-specific DNA binding; DNA-binding transcription factor activity, RNA polymerase II-specific
Source: RefSeq, a predicted model, not a curated record
UUGUGGUGGGGCAGCACCUGCAGUUUCUACAUGCUUCUGUUAAUUCUAAGCUUUCGUUAGCAAAAGGACUCACCUUAUCUGACUUUACACUCUAGUAAACUACGGUGUCGGAAUCUCAGGAGACUGCUGAAAGCGGAUCUUCGCGAGACCUCUAACAGGUCUGGUCAGACUCCAUUCUACUGCUCUGUAAAGUACUACCCUCCUGCCUGAGCCCCUGGGCCAUGGUACAUCUGAGCAUAGAAGUAGCAGUAUGAGUGUAACUACAUCCACAACCCUCGACAGCCAGGUGACCAGUGCCUGGGGCCCUGCUAACCCCUAUCCCGAUGGUUCAUUGGUGAUGGCUGGUUACACGAGCCGUCUGUGGCCUCAUGAGUCCCAGCCUCAGUUCUGGAGUAAGUACCAAGUGUGGGAAUGGCUGCAGCAAAUUAUGGACAUGCACCAAAUUGAUGCCUCCAGCAUCCCAUUCCAAAACUUUGACAUCGAUGGCCAUCAGCUUUGCAGCCUAAGCUACCAGGACUUCAUCCGUGCAGCUGGCAGCGUGGGACCCAUUCUCUUCCACAGCAUCACAGAGCUCAAGUGGAGCGGCCAGUACCACGUGGAUAUAGGGCAAAUCGAAAGCAAACCUGAAUUAGACUUCUCUUGUCCAUUUCCAGAUGUCAGCUAUCCACCUGGAGAAAUCUAUGACCCCUCGGUUCACCCCCUUGCACCUGUUGCCUCUCCCAGGGCUCCUAGUCCAGACAUCAAACGAUCUUUCACCCGUCCACAUCCAGUCAAAAAACACAACCCAAGGGGGACCCAUUUGUGGGAGUUUAUCAGGGACAUUCUACUGAAUCCAGAGCGAAACCCAGGACUGAUCAAGUGGGAGGAUCGGACAGAGGGUAUUUUUCGUUUCCUGAAGUCAGAGGCAGUGGCACAAUUAUGGGGCAAGAAGAAAAAUAACAGCAGCAUGACUUACGAGAAACUAAGCCGUGCAAUGAGAUAUUACUACAAAAGAGAAAUCCUAGAACGAGUAGAUGGCCGCAGGCUGGUUUACAAGUUUGGAAGAAAUGCAAGAGGGUGGAGAGAGUCGGACAAGUGACGGUUUCAUUAAUUUAUGUUUUAUUUGGUGUUGUGUGCUUAAUGCUUUAUUAUAGUUUGCAUUGACUGUUUUUGAUGAUGUCUAAACUGUUUUUCUUCCUGUUUUUUUUUUUUUAUUUCAAUUUAUAACUAUGUUGUGAUACUGCACUGAAAUAUUCUUUACUGUGCCUUAAUAGCAGUCAAACCUCAGAUAUGGUCACUUAAAAUCUUGCUUUAAAAAGAUGAAAAAAUUAUAAUAACCAAUUUUUUAAAGAGUUUUCAGAUGUUUCUUUUCAAACAGAUACUUUUUCCAAGUACCAAAAGAGCACAUAUCGAUAACACAUUCAAAAUACAUGUGGCAAAGAAAUGUAUGUAGCGUGUUUUGACACUGAUACUGUGAAAUGUACUUACAAAAGGAUGAUUGUUCACUGCUUAAAAACCAACCAACCAAAAAAAAAAAAAAACAAUAGUAAGAAAAUAAUAAGGCCAAAGCACAGCACUGAAUACAUAAACUAGUGAUGAACUAGAAAUAUUUACAAUGUGACAAUAUGGUUUGUACUAUUUCAUACUUUACAUCCAUUGAACUGUCCAGAAAGUGUGUAAAUGUUUGUUGAUAUUACAAAUAAAGCUUGUAACUGUUUUUAUUUUAUAAAA